Molecule: messenger RNA, 1835 nt
Organism: Phymastichus coffea
Lineage: Eukaryota; Metazoa; Arthropoda; Insecta; Hymenoptera; Eulophidae
Product: vesicular integral-membrane protein VIP36
Exons: 7
Coding region: 143-1141 (332 amino acids)
Biological process (GO): endoplasmic reticulum to Golgi vesicle-mediated transport; Golgi organization; endoplasmic reticulum organization
Cellular component (GO): Golgi membrane; endoplasmic reticulum-Golgi intermediate compartment; endoplasmic reticulum membrane
Molecular function (GO): D-mannose binding
Source: RefSeq, a predicted model, not a curated record
CAUCAUCUGGCGACUCCGGCUUUUUAGUAUCGCCUGUGUUGGCAAGCGGUAUUUGUACGCAUGUUCGUUUUAGUAGUAUAGUUAACAGGAAUAGCUUGGAAUUUUUUUAAUUAUUGGGAAUUCAUAAAACAAAAAUUACAAAAUGAUCUGGAACGUUAUCCACAAACUACAUUUAAGCUGUUACUUGUUAUUAAUAAUCGAGUUGUUCAUCGUCGUGGGUGCUGAAUGGAAUACGAAUGACUACAUGAAACGAGAACAUUCGCUAAUUCGACCUUAUCAAGGUUCAGGAAUGACUAUACCAUAUUGGGAUUUUAUGGGGAGCACAUUAGUUACCAAUAAUUACAUAAGAUUAACACCAGAUCUUCAAAGUCAACAAGGUGCAAUUUGGAAUACAGUGCCAUGUAAUGCCAGAAAUUGGGAAUUGCAAGUUCACUUCAAAGUUUAUGGUAGAGGCAGGGAUUUAUUUGGAGAUGGGCUUGCAAUUUGGUAUGCUAAGGAUAGAAUGCUACCAGGUCCAGUCUUUGGAAGUAAAGAUUUAUUCAACGGUUUAGCAGUUAUACUGGAUACAUACAGUAAUCAUAAUGGGCCACAUAAUCAUCAACACCCAUACAUCUCUGCAAUGGUGAAUAAUGGUUCUCUUCACUAUGACCAUGAUCGAGAUGGUACUCAUACUCAACUUGCUGGCUGUGAAGCAAAAUUUAGAAAUUUAGAACAUGACACACACAUUGCAAUACGCUAUGAAAGAGACACAUUGACAGUUUCAACUGAUAUUGCAAACAAGGGAGCCUGGAAAGAAUGUUUCUCAGUAAAAGAAAUAAAACUGCCUACUGGAUAUUUUUUUGGUAUCACAGCCACCACUGGAGACUUGUCAGAUAAUCAUGAAAUCCUAUCUGUUCGUCUAUUUGAAUUGGAUUUGCCUAAUGAUCCAAAAGACCAAGAAGACAGAUCAAAAAUAAUACCAUCUGCAACUUAUUUCGAGUCUCCAAGAGAUCAUGUUGAGGAUCCAAAACCAUCCUCAUUAAGUGGAGUAAAAAUUUUCUUCUUAAUGCUUCUUGGCGCUUUAGCACUCAUUGCUUGUGUAGUUAUUGGAAUCAUGUUUUAUCAAAAACACCAAGAAAAUAGUAGAAAACGAUUUUACUAAAAUUAAUGCCUCAUUAACAUUUGACUUGUUAAGAAAUACUAGGUCUGUAUAAAAGUCAAUGAAUAGUUAUAUUAUACAUUGGUUUGAGUAAUGUGACUAAUUUAAUUGUGAACAGUUUAAAAUGCAGGAAUGUGUGUACCAGUGUAUGUAAAAAAAAAUUCGUAGGUAGUGUUACAAACUUUAUUUAUAAGUAUACUAUCCAAUCACUUUUUAAUUUAUAUCAAAUACACACCAUAUGUCUUUAUUAUUGAUAACGUAAUAUUUACGUUUUUGAUAAUAUUUUUAUUUGAGUAUUCGAUUUAAUCAAAAGUCUUUUAUAAGUUUGGUUUUAUAAUCAAUUUCAUUGUUAAACGUAAAUCAGUUUUAAAUAAACAAUACUCAAAUGAAAAUGUCUAGCAGAAGAAAAUUUAAUUAAUGAUUUUUUUAAUGUGACAUCUGAAUAAAUAAUUUCUUAAAUAUACACUAGCACUUACAAUACAAUAGCAUAUUUGUAUAUAUAAAUGAACAGAAAACAUUGUCUGUAUUAUAUAAUUUUAAGAUUUCUUCCUAGUGUGAAAUUGCUGUUUUUAUACAGAGAGCCUGAAACAUUUAUGAAAAUUGUGCAUGUAACAAAUUAGCAAUGUUUUUAAAUAAGAAUGUAAACCUGGUUGUCGUUUUUCAGACUGUUGCCAAAUAUAUUACAUAUAAACAAAUU